UUCGAAAAAGAAAAAAAAAAUGUCGAAAAAGAAUAAACUCAAACAAUUUUGUAAUUGUAGAAUUUUACGUAACGGUCAGAUUUUAAUGGAGGAUUUAUGGGUUCGCGAUGGAAAGAUCAUAGAUCCAGAAAAAAUAUUUUACGACGAACAAAUUAUUCCUGAUUAUGUAAUCGAUUGUCAGGAUGCUUUAAUAUCACCAGGAUAUAUUGAUCUUCAGGUCAAUGGCGGCUUUGGUGUUGAUUUUUCCCACAAUAUCGACAAUGUUGAAGUGGGUAUUAAUAAAGUGGCGAAAAAUUUAUUAGAACACGGAGUGACUGCCUUUUGUCCAACAAUUGUGACAUCAUCCAAAGAAACAUAUCGAAAGGUACUUCCAAAAAUUACAAGAACAAAUGGCGGAAUAUCGGGCGCUGCAAUUUUGGGUGUUCAUGUCGAAGGUCCAUUUAUAAGUCCUCGUAAAAAGGGAGCGCACGAGGAAAUUUUGAUUCGACAAUUUGAUCAGGACUUUCAGAGUGUUCUUGAUAUCUAUGGCGAUUUAAAUAACGUAUGUUGCGUUACGUUGGCACCGGAAAUUCCUAAUGCCUUAUCAGUGAUAAAGGAAUUACAACGAAGGAAUAUCAUGAUAUCUGUUGGACACUCAAUUGCAAAUUUAAAAGAGGGCGAGGAAGCUGUUAAACAUGGAGCUUCAUUUAUCACACAUCUUUUUAACGCUAUGCUUCCGUUUCAUCACAGAGAUCCCGGAUUAGUUGGUCUUCUAACGUCAGAUCAAAUACCAUCGGGAAAAAUUAUUUACUAUGGAAUAAUUGCCGACGGUGUGCACACACAUCCGGCUGCUUUGAGAAUUGCCCAUCGCACGCAUCCUCAAGGAUUGGUGCUAGUUACUGAUGCGAUUUCAGCUUUGGGCUUGAAAGAUGGAAUCCAUAAAUUGGGCCAAUUGGAAAUUGAAGUCAGACAUAGUAGAGCAUAUAUCGCAGGGACCGAUACUCUUUGCGGUAGCAUUGCCAACAUGUCAGAAUGUGUUCAAUUUUUCAAAGAAGCCUCAGGAUGUACAAUUAUGGAGGCUUUACAGGCAGCAACUCUACAUCCUGCGAGAUCUUUGAAAAUUGAUUCACAAAAGGGAGUUCUUAAUUUUGGUGCCGACGCCGAUCUUAUAAUGCUCAAUGAUAAAUUGGAAGUUCUCUCAACGUGGAUCGCUGGUGAAUGCGUUUUUGAACGUAAAUCCCAAAAUACUCACACAAUGAUGAAAAACUGAAAAUUCCAUUUAUAAAAAAAGUAAUUUUGUCACAAAUACUAAACAAAUUGGAUAUUUCGAAAAAAAUAUUUUUUUAGAAAAACUACUUUGUAUUUUAAAAGUAUAUUUUUAAUGUAUCAACUUUUAUAAGCAUUCCAGACUGAUAACAUACUUUGAUGUACUUGUAUAUUAUCUAUAAAAAAUGUUUUGUAAAAUUUUUGUAAAUCAAAAUUUCAUUAUUUUUUUAAAAAUGUUUUGUUUACUUCGAA
Messenger RNA from Leptopilina heterotoma, 1497 nucleotides. Its product is annotated as N-acetylglucosamine-6-phosphate deacetylase. Gene Ontology annotation, molecular function: N-acetylglucosamine-6-phosphate deacetylase activity. Lineage: Eukaryota; Metazoa; Arthropoda; Insecta; Hymenoptera; Figitidae. Gene Ontology annotation, biological process: N-acetylglucosamine catabolic process. The record is from RefSeq and is a predicted model, not a curated record. The transcript has 7 exons. Bases 20 to 1249 code for a protein of 409 amino acids.